Molecule: messenger RNA, 4506 nt
Organism: Dicentrarchus labrax (European seabass)
Lineage: Eukaryota; Metazoa; Chordata; Actinopteri; Moronidae
Product: trace amine-associated receptor 1-like
Exons: 3
Coding region: 206-1186 (326 amino acids)
Biological process (GO): adenylate cyclase-activating adrenergic receptor signaling pathway
Cellular component (GO): membrane
Molecular function (GO): G protein-coupled receptor activity
Source: RefSeq, a predicted model, not a curated record
UAAGUCUGUCCUGAAGAGCUCCACAGUAAUCAAGGACAUUAAUCAGUACUGAUGUGUAGACGAUCUAGAGAGUUUAAUAGGUAUGGUAUGAAAACAUAACAAGACGUAGGAACACUGAACAUAAUAUUCUGUUAUAAACAGAACUGAACAUUUUUAAAUAUAGUUUUUCAUACUGUAUGUAUGGUUAACUGAAUUGCAAGCACGCAUGAGCAUAGAAAUGGAAAUCAGCAUCAACAGGACUGAUGUUCUUACUGACAUACAUCCUUGCUAUAAAAUAGAUGUCUCUUACGUACUGACAAGGAGCACUUCUGCAAAAUGUGUAUUGUUUCAUAUUUUCCUUGGUUUAUUAUCUGUCGUCACGGUAUGCGGAAACCUUCUUGUAAUAAUCUCCAUCAUUUACUUCAAACAGCUCCACACUUCUACCAACUACCUCAUCCUUUCUCUGGCUGUGGCUGACCUGCUUGUAGGAGUUGUAGUCUUUCCUCUCACUAUGGAAUUCUCUAUAAGCUCAUGUCGGUACUAUGAUGACUUAUUUUGCAAAAUACGGGGCGCAUUUGAUAUAUCACUGUGUACAUCUUCUAUUCUGAACUUGUGUUGUAUUUCUAUAGACAGAUAUUAUGCAGUGUGUCAGCCUCUGACAUACAGAACUAAGAUAAAUGAUCAUGUUGUUGUGAUCAUGAUCUUAAUGAGCUGGGGGGUAUCUUUCUUUAUUGGAAUUAUUGUAAGAAUAAACCAAGAACAAUGCGCUGCACCAUGUUUCGUCGACAACGUACUGGCAACCAUAAUGGGACUUUUUUUCUCAUUUUACCUUCCAGUGCUUUUAAUGCUCUGUAUCUACCUGAAGAUUUUCCUUGUUGCACAGCGACAGGCACGCAGCAUCCAGAACACAAAGUCUGGAGCAACUGUCAGUAAGAUGGAGAGAAAGGCCACCAAAACUCUGGCUAUUGUGAUGGGAAUAUUUUUGGUAUGUUGGUUACCUUUCUUUCUUUUUACCACCAUUCUGUCUUUUAGCCAUGUUUACGUACCACUUGCUUUGAUUGAAUUUCUUAAUUGGCCUGCACUGUCAAAUUCAAUGCUAAAUCCAUUUAUAUAUGCGUUCUUUUACAGCUGGUUCAGAUCAGCUUUCAGAAUUAUUAUUUCCGGAAAAAUAAUUCAGAGUGAUUUUACUAACUCAAAGCUGCUCUGAUUCACUGUGUGGUUUGCUAAAAUAUUUCAUAGAUGUGUCUAUAAGUAUAAUGAAUAGCACAGUAACACACAAAUAUAUAUACACAAAAUACUAUACACUGUAUUCCAUCUGGGAGAAAAUAUAAAAAACACACGAUAAAAACAUCUUUUGAGAGCCAAGGAUCGUAUGAUAUUUUUUAUAAACAAUAAAAAAAAAAGAAAAUGUGAACAACAGAAGCCUUUUAGCCUUUUUAUUUUGGAAGACCUCCUCAGGCAUUUCUUGAGUGUUGCUAUAAAAGGUGAAGACUCAGUUGUAAAUUAAGUCACCCCCCAAACACAUACUUUGACUCACUCAGUCAAAUUAAAGGGUCAGUUCACCCGAAUCCCAAAACAUAAAUUGAUAGUCCACACACCACACAGUGAACAGUUUGGAUGAUCUCAGACUACAUGCAGACACAUAGUGAUCAUCAGUUCAAUUAUAUAUAACUGUACGGUUUUAUUAAACUAAAUCCCACUGCACGGGGUGCGUUUGACCGGCGAAACAGUGUCACACUCAGCUCCGACACUCAAUAUCUUUUUCACGGGUUUAUUUCCUUUUAUCAGCAACUCCACACAUGCUUUUCUUUUAGCACGUAAACAGUGAUCGUGCCGUCAGCAAGUAAUCAACUGGAAAACACAAAAUAUAAACAACAUCGCUUCAUUAAUGGCACGGACAUAUUUAUGAUAUUUAACUCAAGUUAAAUAAACACUUUGUAUACAUAUUAACUCACCAGCUCAGCUUCACCAGUCAACCCGAAGCACAGCAAGUAAGAAUAAUCAAAAAAAAACAAAACAAGGUGGACUGCUGCCGCUAGAGGGCGCUAUGAACUCCCAACAUUAUAAAAUAGUAGGAGACAACAUGACAUAUUUGAAAAUAGGAGAACUUCACACAAUAACUGUCAGUGCUUUAAAAGUUAAUAACAUUUUAUAAUUCAAAAAUGAACAGGCAGUCUGUCUAAAGAGGCUAAAAUAAGUGUCUGGUUAAAAUAUAUGGACUUUUGAAAAGCCUGUAACCUGUCUAAGCUAGUGAUCCCACAGAGAUGUGAUGCUAGUGAUGCUCUAGCAGCAAAACCAUUGUUUCUGGCGGUUUUUAGACGCAAAUUUAAGUAAAAAUAUUUUAGACUUUUCAGCACAAGGCACAGAGUUGCACCACUCGUUAAUGUCAUACUUGGACCAAUCAAGUCAAGCACGUUUUGAUGCUGAUACAUGUUAUAGGAACAGAGUAUGUGGAGGGUAAGGGGAAAUUCAUAGCUCAUUGUUGUGAUUGUUGUUUCAUGUUCUCAAAUCACGUUUGAUUGCCUGGUUGUGCACAGAGCUCCAUUCCACAAGCACAUUAGCUUUUGCCUGACGUGCUUUGCCAAGGCAAAUAAAAAGAACACUGUAGUAAUGAAAAUGUCCUGUAGUGAACUAAGCAUACCAGAGUCAGUACAGAUAAUUGGAACAUAUGUGUUGGUCAGUAGCAAAAAAUUAGAUGCCAUGGCAAUGAACAAAUAUGCCCCAGAAAAAGGAUAUACAUGUAAAACAGAGAUGGAUGCAGAAUUGAUCCUUGAGUCUCUCCAAACCUGAUUUUGGACAAUGAAGAGACAAAAUUGCUUACAGAAACAUCAAAAUUGUCUAUUUUCCAGGUAGGAGGAGAACCAGUUUAAGCUUACACCAUAUUAAUCUCAGGCAGAGCUUUCGAAAGCAGUGAAGUAAGGAAGAAGCAAGAAAGUCGCAUCACAACACGUCUGCUGAUGGUGCUCUGCCUGUGGAUUUGACAUCAUUAGCUACUGCUGUGCAUUUGCAACACUGUGGAUGGCUUUGAGAGAGCCUAGUUUCUCGUUGUGUCUGUUUAAGUCAGCUGUCUGGUUGCCUGUCUUCAGUUAAGCUAACUUUACUUUUUUAAAUGCUAAUGUUACUUGUGUGAGUGGGGCUACUGGGCUUUUAACCCAUGUUGGCAGAUAACACCCUGUUCACAUAGGCGUGAGACGCUGCGGGCAGUGUGACCGCUCUAAUCUGUUAACAUGGACACCAAAAUAAAAAUGAAGAUGUUCCGCCACACAACCCACGCAGACGCAGGCGGUGUGACUAAGCCUUUAUGUUUUAGGACACUUAAAGGGUCAUUUCUUACUACUGUAGAGCUAACUUUUGUGUAUAUAGCAUUAUCAUUGCUACUAACUGUUGUUUCUCACUGGAAUGUCAUGUUAGCUAGAAGCUGACAAGCUCAAACUACAGGCCAAUUUACCUCAGAUUCACCCCAAUCUACAAUUAGAGGAGAAAUCUUGUCCAGGGCCUUGGUCAGUACCAAUGUUAGGCCCAGUAUAUCUUUAGCCCUAACCCCAAUCACGUGAUUAUAGUUAUUAGUUAACUGAUCACUAUCGUCCUCUGAUUGGACAACUGAAUGACUGAGGCAGCUCAUAUGUGUAUUGGAAGCGUUGUCAUUCUGCUUAUAUACCCGAUGAAGCUCAUUUGACUUCUUGUUGAGAGAGCUGAGUUAGAAUAUAAACUUGUCCCUCAUAAUGUAUAUAUAAUACUAAAGGUUGGCACAAUAAAGAUUCAUAUUUUCACUCUCAGUCAUACACAGUUAUAUUUUUACUCCUACUGUACUUUGUACACAAAUUUGCAGUCAUCCAUUAACAUUAAUAUGUACGAGUAUAAAUUCAUUUUUUUGCAUAUUUGGCAGUAUAUUAAAAUGUAGAGAAUAUUUAAAUUAACUCUUCUGACAGGCAUCAAAAGACUGGCUGUGACAGUCUGGUCAGGUAUGUAAUCAUGUAAACCCACUUGUCUCACAGUAUGAAGUUAGGGCCUUUGUACACUGUAUGACUGAUCCCAUAAUAAUGUCCUACUUUAAAAUGAGGCUUAUGUCAAAAGUAUUAGUAAAAUAAAGAUAGUGUUUUAAUGCCUGUACCAUUGUGUCGAAUAGAUUUUAUUCUGUGAGAUGUGCAAUUAUUUACAUUUUUUAAAGUGUCCUUUAAACUGCUGACAAGACAAAGACAUUAUACAGCGAAAAGUGUAUAGGGAAACAUUCAUCACGUGCCGGACAUGCCACACGCUGCUCAGAUGUGAACAGGAUGUUACUCAUGCAUGCAGACAUGAAUGUAGUGUAUCCCAUCUGAUUGGGCAAAAUACCUUUGUAUUAAUUAUGGUAAUUAGGGAUUUGUAUUGAAUAUUUUAUCAUCAAGUAAAAAGGUUUUGCACAGCAGAAGAAUGAAGGACAAACAUCACCGCUGAUGGAAUCUGAGAGCAUGGAACGAGCAGUGACUUUCAAUGGGACUUACACUGUUAAUGACAUACAUCCCUGCUAUGAAUUACAUAAUAGAACUU